This is a messenger RNA of Rana temporaria (common frog), 1252 nucleotides long. RefSeq names its product serotriflin-like. The coding region runs from base 116 to 1048 and encodes 310 amino acids. Lineage: Eukaryota; Metazoa; Chordata; Amphibia; Anura; Ranidae. The transcript has 10 exons. The record is from RefSeq and is a predicted model, not a curated record. Gene Ontology annotation, cellular component: extracellular region.
UUGAACUGCCUUAUAUAUACAGGUAUACUGGUACAGAUAGCCAACAGUACCUAGAGGGCUCACUCCUAUACAAGCCAUUGCGGAACCAGCAAUCACCUCUGAAACAAGAAAGAAAAUGUUGCUACUUAUUUUUAUGUGUUUCUUGGCACUUCCGGAUCACCCAGCAGUACAUGGUAACCCAAACAAAGUGAAUCCUGGUCAAAAAAUCAAGAAGGUUGCAGGUUUUUUUAAUGAAAAUCCCCCCUUUAAGUUUUCAGACCCCUCUGUGGCAUUUUUGCCACCCGUCGAGGAAGAAUAUACCAAUGCAAAAUACAACAAAACUUUAAAGAAAAGGUCAGCUGGAAGAGCAGUGAAUCUGCCUGCAGACAUUGUGAAGCAAAUGAUGGAUAAGCCAAUAUCAGACUUUUUUUGUUCCAUUGAGGCCAAUCGAAAACUCAUUCUUGAUACCCAUAAUAAAUAUAGAUGUAAUCCCAAUCCAACUGCAUCCAACAUGCUUAAAAUGACAUGGAAUGAUGAUGCUGCAAAAAGUGCACUCGCUUGGGCCCAGAAAUGUAUACAAGGACACAGCCCUACCCCUAGGAAAAUACCAAAAAUGAGAUGCGGUGAAAAUAUAUUUCUGGCAGCAUACAAAAUGCCCUGGGACAUUGUGGUUGACUGCUGGUUCAGUGAAGUCCAGGACUUUAGUUUUGGAGUUGGAUCAGUAAAUGGACAAGAGGUCGGACACUACACUCAGUUGAUGUGGGGCACUUCCGGUUUCGUUGGAUGUGGUGUUGCUGAAUGUCCAAAUCUGGUCAACAAGUAUAACUUUGUGUGCCAUUACGGCCCAGCAGGGAACCGAAAACCUACAGAAUACCCAUACAAAAGUGGAAAACCUUGUGCAGAUUGUCCUAAUUCUUGUGAAAACAAUCUUUGCACCAACCCUUGCCCAUAUAUGGAUGACUAUACAAACUGCAAAGAUUUCAUGAAAGGUAACACCUGCGGAAGUGACCAAAGCCUUAUAAAUGACUGCGGUGCCAUGUGUCAGUGCACUAAGGGAGAAAUAAAAUAAGUGCCACUUUCUGUCUUGUACAGCAGCGCUUGUGACAUCACUGACGAUCGAUUGAGUGAAAUAAGCAUUUUCUGAUUCUCGCUACAUAAUUGGAAGUUAUUCAUUUUUUAUUGGUAUUACCGAUACAUAAUUUAUCAAUAGCAAACUAUAGUAAUGCUUAAUGUUUGUAAUCGGCUAUUUAAUAAAAGUUUGUUGAAGUUACAA